This is a messenger RNA of Paraphaeosphaeria sporulosa, 2028 nucleotides long. RefSeq names its product DEAD/DEAH box helicase-like protein. Bases 1 to 2028 code for a protein of 675 amino acids. The record is from RefSeq and is a predicted model, not a curated record. The transcript has 3 exons. NCBI's taxonomy places the organism in Eukaryota, Fungi, Ascomycota, Dothideomycetes, Pleosporales, Didymosphaeriaceae. Gene Ontology annotation, molecular function: hydrolase activity; ATP binding; DNA binding.
AUGUUUCGCUUUUUCCAAUGUGUGCCGAGUAUACUCAGGCGAGCGGCUCCUGUAGCCCACCCCUUCGCUGUCCCUCGUAGAUGCGUGUCCACGGCGGUUAAGAGCGCGCCUACCACCACCCCGCCUCCGUCGCUUCCCUCAUCACCGCUGAAGAUCACGCUGCGCGAGUACCAGGAGGAAUGCAUCCAGUCGGUGCUGGCCUACCUCGCAAAGGGUCACAAGAGGCUCGGCGUGUCGCUAGCCACCGGAUCCGGCAAGACAGUCAUCUUCACACAUCUCAUCGACCGACUCCCUGCCACCGGAGAUGCCUCCCAAACGCUUAUAUUGGCCCACCGCCGCGAGCUGGUGGAACAGGCCGCUCGUCAUUGCGCCCUCGCAUACCCCAACAAGCACGUCGACCUCGAGAUGGGCAACCACCGUGCUUCUGGGACAGCCGAUAUUACCGUCGCAUCCAUACAGAGCAUCAUGUCUAGUGGCAGAGUCGCCAAGUUUGAUCCGGCUCGGUACAAGCUCGUACUGGUCGAUGAAGCCCACCACAUAGUGAGCCAACAGUAUCUGGAUCUGUUGGAACACUUUGGUUUGCGCCACACUGCCGAUUGGAAAAAGGUGCCAGCUCCUGCCCUAGUGGGUGUCUCUGCCACCUUUUCACGGUUUGAUGGCCGCAAGCUUGGCGCAGUCAUUGACCACAUAGUUUACCACAGGGACUAUGUGGACAUGAUCGAGGAUAACUGGCUUUCCGAUGUCGUCUUCACCACGGUCGAGAUCAAGGCCGAUCUAAAUACGGUGAGCACGACUGCAAAUGGCGACUUUAAGACGGCUGCCCUAUCUCGAGUCGUCAAUACAGAACAGACCAACGAUCUCCUGAUCAAAGCGUGGCUGGCGAAAGCCCAAAGCCGCAACUCCACUAUCGUCUUCUGUGUUGACCUCAGCCACGUUUCCAAUUUGACUGCAAGAUUCCGCCAGCAUGGCAUUGCCGCCGAAUUCGUGACCGGCGAUACCCCAAGCAAAAUACGCAGUGCCAGGGUUGACGCCUUCAGAAGAGGCGACUUUCCGGUGCUGCUCAACUGUGGUGUCUUCACUGAAGGGACGGAUAUCCCCAACAUUGAUUGCGUCCUGCUAGCACGACCGACGAAGUCGCGUAAUCUACUGGUUCAGAUGAUUGGAAGAGGCAUGCGUUUGCAUCCUGGCAAAGAGAAUUGCCAUAUUAUCGACAUGGUAUCAGCUUUGAGCACUGGUGUCGUAUCUACGCCAACAUUGUUUGGUCUCGACCCUGCUGAGAUCCUUGAAAAGGCUAAUACUAAAGACAUGAUGGAACUCAAAGAACGGAAAGAGGAGGAGAGCAAGCGAGAACAGGCGGCAGCUGACACCGCUGCAAGACCUCUCUCGGCCAAGCCUCCUGGGUCCAUCACCUUCACUGAUUAUGACUCUGUGCACGAUUUGAUCGCAGAUACAUCGAGCGACCACGUCAUACGAAGAAUUAGCCAGCUCGCUUGGGUUGCCGUUGGUGAGGGUAGGUUUGUCCUCUCUACCAAUGGCGGUGCCUACCUUGUCAUUGAUCCAACGGGCAACGAUAAUCAGACUUUCCGUGUCAAGCAUUACUGGAGACUCCCAGCUGGCACUAGAUCGAAGAGCCCGUAUGCCACACCUAGAGUGAUCGCACAAAGUGACAGCUUCGAACAUGUGGUCCAUGCAGCAGACACCUUCGCAAUGGAAGCCUUCGAGUUUAUCUGGAUCUCCAAAAACCAACCCUGGCGUCGUAGCCCAGCAUCCCAAACACAGAUUGACUACCUCAAUAAGUUCCGUCCAGAAGAAGAUCACCUAAAAUCAAAGGACCUCACCAAAGGCAAGGCAGGGGAUAUGAUCACAAGAAUCAAACAUGGGACGACGGGUAAAUUCAAGAAAGCUCAUGCGAAACAAAAGAGUGCACUGAAGGUACAAGAAAGAGCCGACACUUUGAAGGAUCGGCUGCAAGGCCAGACACGGGUUGGUCCUUUGUCCGCGAAUAACUUCCGAGGGCUUUCUGAGUGA